Molecule: messenger RNA, 927 nt
Organism: Exophiala aquamarina CBS 119918
Lineage: Eukaryota; Fungi; Ascomycota; Eurotiomycetes; Chaetothyriales; Herpotrichiellaceae
Exons: 1
Biological process (GO): DNA-templated transcription; regulation of transcription by RNA polymerase II
Cellular component (GO): chromatin
Molecular function (GO): zinc ion binding; DNA-binding transcription factor activity, RNA polymerase II-specific; RNA polymerase II cis-regulatory region sequence-specific DNA binding
Source: RefSeq, a predicted model, not a curated record
GCAACCAGCAAGGACCAACCUCUUCCAACGAGCCCGCCCGCCCUCACACCUUUCAACGCGGACCUUGGGUUGCUGGAGUUCUUCGAUCCAUUCUUUGGACUACCUGCCGAACAGAUGGUGGAUAUGAGUCUUCCAGGACUCAAGGGGCUCACCGAAGGCUUCUCACCCCUCGAGCAAUUCAGUACUUCGAGCGUAGACUCUCGACAGGGCGGCAGAGAUUCGGAACUCUUCGUACCGAAUGAAACAGUAGGGACCGACCUAACUAAGUUGCACUCACCCAGUCAGCAAAGAGACGAUAGGGCCAUACCCGCAUCCAACACUAUAAGAGACUUCUUUAGGACGGAUCCGGCCGACUACUUCCUCAAUUCUGCUACUCCUAGUGUACCGGUGCCAAAAGUUCGUCGCAUGGCAAGCGCAAAGCCGCCUACAUUAAUAUUUACGGAGACCAUGCGAACGAAAUUGCUGGAGGACUUAUCGAGACGAUUGCCACCGGAGAAGCUAACUGACUUCCGUCUGCCGGUUGCAAUUGCGCUUCAAAAGUGCUUCCGCACGUUCGUCGACGCCUUUCAUGUCCAUCUACCCAUCUUUCAUCUUCCGACCAUGGACCUCGAACGCACGCCUUCGCCUCUUGUGCUCGCGAUGUGUGCCAUUGGCGCUCUCUACCGGCUAGAGAGAAAAGUCGCGGCGUUAUUAUAUCACAAAGCAGAUCAAGCACUUUCUGCGCGAACCCACCGUGGGAGUGUAGUCGAGAGGACACCAAACUUGUUGGAAGACUGGACGAUGCCUGUGCUUGGCCACACGAAUCGGUAUCGAGAGAACUUGUGGAGUGGACAGACCCGACUUCUCCUUACCAUGUUUGCCUCUUUCAGUGGAGAUCCUGAAGUCAUGUCCAGAGCAAUUGCAAAGAUUGGGGAAUUCAGCCUUGUG